AUGUCUGUCCGGCGCUCACAUGACGCAGCCGCCACCCGGCACGUGGCGAAGCUCAUGGACACCGUCAAGGCCUGGGGCGGCCUCCUUCGCUCUGGGCGGGACGGCGCGUUGGCCUCGGACGGCUUCGCGACGGUCGAGAGGGCCGAAGCGGGUCGGCAGUCCGAGAGCGAGCCCAUGAGCGCUUGCGCAGGCGAGGCCGAGGCCGUGGCUGUGGCAGAUCCGCGGCAGCGGCGCCGAAGCCAGCGCGAGCAGGACGUAGACGACCUGAUUAAGGCCUUCUGCGCGGAGACAAGCUGGCUCGAGCGGUCGCAUUCGGCGCGCGACCCGUGA
This is a messenger RNA of Prorocentrum cordatum, 330 nucleotides long. Lineage: Eukaryota; Dinophyceae; Prorocentrales; Prorocentraceae. The record is from the annotation of a GenBank genome assembly.